This is a messenger RNA of Trichobilharzia regenti, 3380 nucleotides long. NCBI's taxonomy places the organism in Eukaryota, Metazoa, Platyhelminthes, Trematoda, Strigeidida, Schistosomatidae. The record is from the annotation of a GenBank genome assembly.
CGGUACUUCCCAACGUAAUAUUUUAUGUGCUAGGCUUUCUAGUGUUAGGUGUGAUAAAUAAAUUCCUGCUGUUCCUAAUAUCACAUGACAAACAUAUCCGCCUCUUUUCGAAUUUUAAAAUGGUUCUUAGUUGCGUAUAAGUUAUCAAGUUUUACCUUUAAAUGUACAUAAGUAUAUGACUCGAGUGUCAAUUAUCUUAAUCCAUUAUAUACGAAAACGGCAAAACAGAGAGACAGAAAAUAUGUUGCAUUUGUGAUGUCAAAUAUGUAAUACGAUGUCCCUGAAGUAGUCUUUGUUCAUAAUACUUUAUAAAGCAAAUCAGCCGAUUUGCUGAUUUGGUUCCCCUUUUUUGUUAUCCUGAUUAUUGCACUUACAUCAAAUGCAAUGCACCACUUUGUUGUAUAACAGAAUAGGGAUAUACUCUUAGGUAACUUGUACACUUUUGCAGUUCCUUCUGAAAACCUUGACUAAAUGCUCACACUGCGUUGAUUGGCAUACUAAUGUCCGCUUUAUCUCAAUGUAAAUUGUUUAUGUUUGGCCAUAGAAAACAGCAACUAAAUAGUUGAUUAGACACAGUACCUAAAGGAAUUUCCAGAUGCCUUAGCACUGUUUGAAACAGUUGUGUAUGUAGGUGAGGAGUGACUUCCAACAAUUGCUCAUUUACUUCGAUUUUUAGUUGGAUAGUCACUUUAUUAAAGAUAUUUGACGGUUACUUCCUUCUGUGUUUUUAUUCGUUUGCUAUGUCUCAUGUUUAUUAGAGAAUUGUACUAAAAUUUUCAAGCAGCAAGAAAUGUUUAGUUUUAGUGUAAUUUGCCGAAAUAUAUAUACUUUCUUACUGUCAAACUGAAGCGUUUACAUAAAUGCAAGACUGUUAUACACCGGCACUGCAAGCCAUUCGCAAUAAGUAGCUGUUCACUUACCUAGUGAAUUUUGUUUAACUGGAUUUAUCUAACUUAAGUGUGUUUAUCGUGUUUACUGGUACCUUCCUGUGGCUAUCAAGUAUGCAAUAAUAUUAUGAAUUCACUGAACCUAGUCAUAGAUUACCUUGCCAUUCUGUCUAUUUACCCCUUUUUUGGACACUUCACACUAUAUCUAAGAUUUACUACCUAUUAAUGGUGCUUUAUUCAUCAAACGUUACCCACUACUUAUAAUGAUAUGACUUAAAUUAUUCGGGAUAAGUCAGUAUUCUUUAAAAGAAACUUAAGUCUUAAACUUCUGAAGUGUAGUUCCUUUAGCCUGAAGGUUUUGAUGACUCACAUUUCUUGUUAAUUAUCAUUCGCUUGGGCCGCGAUUUGAACGUAGAGCUACAGUAGCACAUAUCCAUUUUGUACUUUGCUGGCUCUAAGGUCGCCCAUAAUCUCCCAUCUCCUCAUGCAGUCUCUUCCUUGUCACUCAGACACCCAACUCGCCAUCCCCCACUCAGGUUGAACUCAAAGGUAUACUUGGCGCGCGAUUUCAUUCAACUGUCGUCUUAGUGUGCUUUCGUUCCAUCUUCAAUUUCUUCCAUAUAUUUGUGGAGCCGUUCUAAGAGUUCCUUGUCUACUUUUUCUGGCCUUUUGGGUCUAACGAAGGCAUUGUUGUUGAAAGUCUUCAGCCUGUUGGAAGUGCUUCUGGUGACUCGCUAAGUCUGUGAGCCAUGGAUAGUUUAUUGACGCUUUUUGGAUAUUGGUUACUGUCCUUUAUCCCAUAACCAUGCCCGACGUGAUAUAUACUAUGUUGUUUCUACUAAUUAGUCGUAGUUCUGCUUUCUAAUAUUUUUAUGAAGUAGUUGGUAGUGUCAAAAUGUAGUGCAUGUGGCUGACAAGAAUUUGUAUGUAGCAUAUUGGUGAUGACCACCUUUGCAAGGGUCUUGAGUAGCCGAGCGAUGGACUAAGCCGUAAAAGUGAGCUAACGUUUCAAUAUUAGGUUUUUACAUUUUGCUAUCACUGUACGGCAUUGCCAAAUUAGCAGUUCUACUACCAAGUACCUCUGUUUUUCGCCCGUACAAGAUGACUUACUGUGUCACACAUAGUGUUGUGUGUGAAAUAAGGAUGUUGCUCACUGGCUUAAGUUCUUGGUUUGUAGUAAUUGAGUCGCGGGUCCUAGUUGUCCUUCAUCUACUGCAACUGGUUAGUAUCAUAAGUCCUCAUGUAAUAAUUUUGGUCUUUAACCUUAUCCUUGAGUAGUGUAAGAAGUUUUACCCUUCAUUUUGCAGUCCAACAAAUUUCGUAACUUCACAUCGCAAUUUUAGUUCAAAUAUGUAGUCAGAUACGAGGUUUUAAGUAAGGAGGGCAUGUUAGUGGAUAGUUUUACCAACGAAAACACAUUUUUCAUCUUGUGCUAUGUAUGGGCAGCGAAUACAAGGGUAGCCUAGAAAAAAGUUGUGUAGUCAAACCAAGCCACGGUAUCAAUCUAUGAUGCGUUUGACAUAUAGCAGUUGUUGAAGUGUCGACUUCAAAUGGGUACAUUUUUUAAAUAUUUCUACCUAGCUGUACUUUAAAAUUAAGUUCUUAUGAAGACGAGUCAUUUUAAAAUUACCAAUUUAUUCUGAUAUUUCUAGACUUAUAAAUUGUAAGUACUAAUAUUUGAAGCAUUUAGGGGAUAUAUCAAUCAUUAUUUGGUUUUACAUUUGAUGCACUGCACACUUUUAGGUUUUCAUGUUUUCCAUUGCUUCUAAAACUAUUCAAAAAUUACUGUCAACUGCACAUGUUCGUCCACCAAAGUGUUUCCUGUCUACAACUGUUAGCGUGUGCAAAAAGAAUAAUAUCAAAAACUGGAAUGGAACUACUCUAAUAUCUAAAGCCACUGGUCGCAAUGAAGACCUAUGGAGUUUAUAUAACGAAGUAGUUUAUCCACCGCUGCCCAAAGCUUCUGCAACUUCAAGUGACUUGUCAGAGCAUAUUAUUCGUCCUGGUGAAGUUACACACCGCCGUGAUGAUAUUUUUUACAGUCAAAAGCGACUUUGGUUGUUGGCUCAGUUGAUUCGUGGACGAUCAGUAGAUGAUGCUUUCGCUCAGUUGGGAUUUCGUCCAGAAAAAGGGGCUAGAAUUCUUGAAGAGGUGUUAGAAGAGGCAAUAGAACUAGCAGUGAAAGAACAUGACUUUGAGUUCUGUACAAAAAUUUGGAUAGAGUCACUUUAUGCUUUACGUGGUCGAAUGGUUCCUCGUUUACACAAGGGUAUUAGGUCUACAGUGCAUAAAAUUAAUUUUCACUACACAAAUUUAUAUAUCCGUUUAAGAGAAGGUGAUCCUCCAAAGCUUUAUCAUCCAAAUCAAGUGAAAGGAGUAUGGACUCCAGUUGCAAAUUGUCCACCGGAAGGCAGAAAAUGGGGUUCAACACGAGAAAUGGUACAUCGUGAGCUGCAUAGACUACGAAGUCGAGAGUUGAAAGGAAAUCUAUAA